Messenger RNA from Phyllopteryx taeniolatus (common seadragon), 2104 nucleotides. It is a transcript of the gene poglut1, whose product is annotated as protein O-glucosyltransferase 1. Lineage: Eukaryota; Metazoa; Chordata; Actinopteri; Syngnathiformes; Syngnathidae. Gene Ontology annotation, cellular component: endomembrane system. The transcript has 12 exons. The record is from RefSeq and is a predicted model, not a curated record. Gene Ontology annotation, biological process: positive regulation of Notch signaling pathway; protein O-linked glycosylation. Bases 98 to 1414 code for a protein of 438 amino acids. Gene Ontology annotation, molecular function: UDP-xylosyltransferase activity; UDP-glucosyltransferase activity.
CCGUAAUUACAGCUCUCAGGGAGAAGUAGUCAAUUCCAGAACAACACGCGCCCUUUCUCAUCUUUAAAUAUAGACAAAAUUUGAAGAUUGAGGAAAAAUGGAGCGCCGCUGUCUGUGGGUCUUUACCUUUGUGUUGCAACUGUGCAUUUUGUUCUCGCUUUGUCAAGCAGACAAACGGGCAAUAAGGGACACGAUAUCUGAGGCUGUUAAAGUAUAUAGUCGCUGUAACACUGCCAACUGCAGUUGCCAUCUUAAGGUCCUGCAGCAAGACUUGGGUCCCUUUCAUGGAGGAAUUUCGGAGGAUGUCAUGGGUUCGACAGUUCAAAGAGGGGUUGGCACCCACUACCAGCUCAUUGGACAUAAAUUAUACAGGGAGCGUAACUGCAUGUUCCCAGCCAGGUGCAGUGGGGUUGAGCAUUUCAUAUUACAGGUAAUUGACAAGUUACCUGAUUUGGAGAUGGUGGUAAACGUCAGGGAUUAUCCUCAAGUGCCCAACUGGGUGCAGCCACCCUUGCCUGUUUUCUCCUUCAGUAAGACUUCAGACUACAAGGACAUCAUGUACCCAGCGUGGACGUUUUGGGAGGGGGGCCCUGCUGUCUGGCCCAUAUAUCCCACCGGACUCGGGAGGUGGGAUCUAAUGAGGCACGAUCUCAAAAAGUCUGCAGCUCAAUGGCCAUGGCAGAAGAAAGAGUCCAAAGUAUUCUUCAGAGGAUCAAGAACAAGUCCAGAGCGUGACCCUCUGAUCCUCCUUUCUCGAGACAUGCCAGAGCUGGUAAAUGCAGAAUACACAAAGAACCAGGCCUGGAAGUCUGACAAGGACACUCUUGGGAGACCACCAGCCAAAGAAAUCUCACUGGUUGACCACUGCAAGUACAAAUAUUUAUUCAACUUCCGAGGAGUGGCGGCCAGUUUUCGUUUCAAACAUCUCUUUCUUUGCGGUUCACUGGUGUUUCACGUGGGGGACGAAUGGCAAGAGUUUUUCUACCCACAGCUCAAGCCCUGGGUGCACUACAUCCCGGUGAAGCAGGAUCUCUCUGACGUCAGUCAUUUUUACAGGAAGGCCACUCCUAUGGAGUGUGGCUACAUUGCUGAACUUUACAUUUUGGAGACAUUUUACCACGGGCUGAAGACACCUAGAGAUACUUUUGUGACCCUUUCCAAGAACUACUGCAGUUUGUCAAAGACAAUGAUGCCAUCGCACAAGAAAUUGCCAUUAGAGGUAUGGAGUUCAUCUCGGAGCACCUACAAAUGCAAGAUGUUUCAUGCUACUGGGAACGACUCCUCACAGAGUUUAGUCAGCUUCUCACCUACCAACCCAAAAGACAAAACAACUACAGUCGGAUCAUGCAGAAGCCCAGCAAGACUGAACUAUGAUAAUGACACUGUGCAAGUUGGAGUGAAUGGAAAACAAUAGAAUGUAAACUUGUAAAAUUGCUCAAGCGAUUUUUACCCGAUGUAAUUUUCUGUGAGAAGCAAUCUUCUCAUUCCCAUGGGGAUCCACAGCUCACUGGAGGGAAGCAUAAAGUUGAAUAUGUUGUAGUAUUCGUGUUAUACUUUGUGCAGUUUGUAUUUCGUUAGUAAAUGUGUUAAAGAUGAUCCACAGAUAUGUUUACUUGACCAAAAAUCAGUGAUGAUGUGUCUGGUCUAAGUAUAGGACAGCCAAGCUUUUAACAGGGUUACUGUGUUUCUGCCAAUAAAACUGUGGUACCUGAUAAAACUGUGGUACCUGAUAGAUAUAUAAGUACUCAUACAGUUUGAAGAUUAAUUUUGUUUUUCUGUUAAACAAAUAGCAAGAUUGAUGGGGGUGGUUGGAGAAUCUAGAGGUUGACGAUGAUGGAAAAUCUGAUGUAAGAAAAGCACAAAAUUAAACAUUCUCUAAUCUGAAAAACAGUCGUGGUUAUUAAUUAAUUUUGCAGUUUUUUUGUUUGUCAGUUCACAACUUUAGCAGAGUUAUGGGAACACUUGAUAGCAUAAAAGUUGAGCCCAAUACUAGUGAACAAUAACAUGCAAAUUGUUGUUGUAAAUUCUUUUUCCUUUGUGCCAAUUUAUCGAAACUGGUAUUGUAUAAAUUUCUCACUAAAAAUAAAUUUAUGUUUGUAUUUUA